Molecule: messenger RNA, 2985 nt
Organism: Podarcis muralis (Common wall lizard)
Lineage: Eukaryota; Metazoa; Chordata; Lepidosauria; Squamata; Lacertidae
Gene: LRRC24
Product: leucine rich repeat containing 24
Molecular function (GO): protein binding
Source: RefSeq, a predicted model, not a curated record
GAGGCGAGCGGCGUCGCGUGUGUCGGCGGUGUCUGUGGCGAGGCGGCCCCUCGCCCUCUGGACGCCCCCUCAGCCCUUGGCCGCUCCUCCCGGCGCUGCUGCGAGGCCGGCGGAUGCCAUGGAGAGGGGCCCGGCGGCGCUGCUGCAGCAGCUGCUCUAGGAUGGCUCCGGUGGAGCCCACGCUUGUUUCCCUCCUGCUGUUGGGUCUCCUGGCACUCCAGGCCCGCACUUGCCCAGCCACCUGCCGCUGCUACAGCAUGACCGUGGAGUGUGGCUCUUUGGGCCUCAAAGAGAUCCCAGGCAGCAUCCAUCCCUCCACCCAGACGGUUUUUCUUCAGGACAACGGCAUCACGCAGAUUCACCAGCAAGACCUGGCGUCUCUCUCGGGCCUGCAAUACCUCUACAUGCAGAACAACACCAUCUCAGCCCUGGAGCCAGGCGCCUUCCGCAACCAGAACCGGCUGCUGGAACUGGCGCUCAAUGGCAACCGCAUCCACCUCAUCAACAGCAGCAUCUUUAAGGGCUUGGAGCACCUGCGAGUCCUUUACCUGGCGGGCAACCAGAUCACCCGGCUGCCCGACUUCACCUUCUGCGACCUGGAGAGGUUGCAGGAGCUCCACUUACAGGAGAACAGCAUAGAGACUCUGGAGGACCAGGCGCUGGCCGGUCUGACCUCGCUGGCGCUGCUCGACCUCAGCAAGAACAACCUGCGCACCAUCAGCCGGGUGGCUCUCCGGCCCCUCAUCAGUCUUCAGGUGCUGCGAUUGACAGAGAACCCUUGGCGCUGUGACUGCUCCCUGCACUGGCUGAGCUCCUGGAUCAAGGAAGACGGGCAGCGGCUCCUGAGCCCCCAGGACAAGAAGAUCGUGUGCACGGAGCCCCCUCGCCUGGCCUACCAGAGCCUGAUGGACGUCUCGGGCAACAGCCUCAUCUGCAUCCCGCCGGUCGUGCAGGUGGAGCCCCUGGAAGUGACGGCGCGGCUGGGCGACGACCUGCGCGUUUCCUGCCAGGCCUCGGGCUACCCGCAGCCCCUGGUAACAUGGCGCAAGCUGGCGCACUGGCGGGGGGCCGGGGGGGCCAAGGCCAGCGGCUCCCGGCUCCCAGGCGGGACCUUUGCCCUGAGCGAGCGCAGCGUGGGGGAGCGCUUUGAGCAGUCGGACACGGGCAGCGGGAUGCUCUUCCUCAACAACGUGACGGUGGCCCAUGCCGGCAAGUACGAGUGUGAGGCUUCCAACCCGGGUGGGACGGCCCGGGUCCUCUUCCACCUCAUGGUCAACCUCUCACAGCAGCAACAGCAGCAGACGUCGCGCGGCUACCCGGCCUCUGUGGACAUCAGCCAGGAGCCCCUCUAUGACAUGGAGAGCAUGGACUUCAACGCUCUCAGCAUGGCCACGCAGACGGCCAUCGCCGUGGCCAUCUCCCUCCUGGCCCUGGUGGCCCUCCUGCUGGUGAUCAUGAUCUACCGCAAGCACCGCAAGCGGAAAAAGGCCAAAAAGGAGGAGAACAUCCUCUACGUCAACGACUACUCGGAUGGGCCUACCACCUUCGCCCAGCUGGAGGAGUACCGGGACGAGAGGGGCCACGAGAUGUUCGUCAUCGACCGCAACAAGCCCCUCUUCGCCACCUACAAGGACCCCCAGGGCCUGGUGGGAACCUUCCCCGAGCAGCUGCAGGAUCAAGCCACCCAGACCUUGGAAGGGGAAGACGACGGCCCCCCGGAAGCCAGCGAGCUCUUUGUCAACCAGGGACUCAUGUUCCAGCCUCAGAUUGCUUACGAAAUCCACUGCUGAAGGAUUUUGGGCAGGCGGGGAGAGCCCACAAGCAAGGUGCCCAGGAAACCUUUGGGGUGGGUGGACUCCCCCUCCCCCUGCCCCCUUAGGGGAGCUGCUUCCUUGACCUUUCACCUCCGCCCCGGCCUUCCCGAUAGGUCUGCCUUCUCUGCGGUUUAAGGUGAUGCAGGAGUGGAGCCCACGAUGCUUCGGUGACCGUUAGUGGCACCCAAUGGGGAGACGGGGGAUUUCUUUCUAAGUCUCUCCCCUGGGAGCAAUCUCACUCCAUAGUGGCACUCCCUCGGUCUCUCUGGAGCUUCCCGGAUGCUCUCCGCAAAGACAGGAGAGCGGUUCAAGAGGCCUCCGCAAGAAGGCCCAUUCAGAAAGUGUUACAGGCGGUGCUAUUUUUCUAGAAAAAGAGGGGCCGGAACUCACCAUGAAAACAACCCCCGUUCUCUUAGAAUGGCAACGGUGCCCACCUGAGAGGUGCAGGAACCGAGUUCCAGCGAGUUCCCCCUGGAAAAACUCUGGUUAUGGGGUACCGAACUGGUGGCCACUGAUGGACAGCAACAGGCCGCAACCCUUGAUUUAUCCCAGUCGCCCCCCAAUUUGCCCUCCAAUGUGUAUCCUGUGGUUGGACAGAAGGAAUUUGACUACUCAGUGAAUGAAAGAAAAACCACUUCCUAGGCGUAAGUUUGGUCUCUUGACAAGAAGCUGAUGGAAUCCAUAAAAGUCAUACACAGUCUUGACCACCCUGUUUCCCCCCACUCUUUCCCUGACCUUCAACUGACACUGUGGAGAUGAAGCCGGGCGGGGGGCGCGGCGGGGUACACCUUCCGAGAACAGGGAGAGCUUCUCCGGCCAGAGGACAAGUGUGACAUUUGUUUUCCAAUUUGGUGUUUUGUUUUUGUUUUUGUUUCGUUUUAAGGAUGAAGGAAAACAUACUGUGACAAUCACAAUGAGUUGAACAGCUCCACUGUAUUUGUAAGUCCCACAGGUAGACCCCCCACCCCUCACCUGCACAGCCACCCCACCCCCCUUUUCUGGUGCUACACAACUGUGGUUUUGCAGGAACCUUGAAAACCACAGGAAAUGGGGAGGUACCACCAGGCUCUGCCAGGAAAAUGGAAAUGGCAGGGCCGCAAAGCGAUCUGAGCAAACGAGAAGCCAAUAAAAUGUAGCUGGUGCCGGGGGGGUGCCAAGGACCAGCAUUUCA